Molecule: messenger RNA, 2500 nt
Organism: Harpia harpyja (harpy eagle)
Lineage: Eukaryota; Metazoa; Chordata; Aves; Accipitriformes; Accipitridae
Exons: 2
Coding region: 78-1091 (337 amino acids)
Source: RefSeq, a predicted model, not a curated record
UGGGCAGCACUGGCAGGGCCGGGGCAGGGGGGGGCAUUGGCCCCCCUGCCGGGAGCCGGGGGGUCGGGCGUGCCCAGAUGCUGCAUCUCAGAGAUUGCAUCUCUGGGCAUGGGCAGCAGAGCAGCCUGCCCUGUGCCUGUGGUGCGGCAGGAGCACACGGGCAGCUUGCGGCGAUGGUGUGCCUGCUGUGCGCGGGCAGCUCGCCUGCUGCUUCACCUCCCUGCUCCUGCCUACAGCAGAGAUUGUGCUCCCCUCCAUCCUCCUCCUCACUCGAGGGGGUUUUUAGCCCCUGUUUAACUCGGGUGCUCCUGGGUGGUCAACCCUGGGGGCACCAUACAUGCCACCAACCCUGUGUGGCAGGGGCAGCUCGAGCUCAUGGCUGGCAAUUGCCGCUCGCCAUGCACAAGAUGAGCGUUUGGUUGAGUGCUGCCUGCACAAAAUUGUUUUUCUCCCCGCUGCCUCCUGGGAUGUGCGUCAUCGCUGGGCGAGAGAGGCCAUCCUGCAGCGGUCACCCCAUGCAGGCACGUCCCCCCCUGCCCCACCACAGGCACCUCCUGCUCGGAUCCAGGCAGGGAAUCCAUUUGCCAGAUGCUCGAUGGCAUCUCUGGUGCCUGACACUGCCCACCCCCCCACCGAGCCUGAGCCCAGCCCCAUGGCAGCUGGUUUGCAAAUGCUGCCUGGACGUGUCCCCGUGGGAGGGACUGUCCUGCAGGCAGCGCCUGCAACAUGGGGUGACAAUGAACCACAGGAAGCAAUAUAGCGGCUCCGCAGCUGAACUGCAGAGUCAUCACGGCCCAGCUCCCCCGGGACCUGCUGCCAUUGUGGCUUUUCCACACGGGCAGGGCAGGAGGAGGGCAGGCAGCGCAGGCUGGCUGCGGGCACAGGCUAGCUGCUGGCGCCGGCUGCAUGCACCCACAUCCCUGCAGAUGUGGAGCAGCACCCACCACGGCGCGGCUGUGACCGCUGGCUGCUCUGCUACAGCCAGCGCCUGUGGCAAAUGCAGGAUCCAAGUGACACAGUUUAACUGCAGGGCAGUGGCAGAAGCAGAGGCAGUGGCAGAGGCGGCAGUGGCAGUGGCAGGCAGUCCCUGACCCUGGUGCAGGGAGUUGCAGCAGCAGACAGGGACAGACAGACAGUUUGGGGCAUUGCCACCACUUCUGGUGUGGUCCUUCCCGGUGCCUCCUAUGCCUGGUGGUGGGUCUGGCUGCCCCCCUAGGCUCUGCAAGGGGACAGGCACAGGGGGUAGAGGUGGCAUUUCCUUGGGUACUGGGUGACGCUGAGCAAGCAGCAGGCAGCCAGGCAGACCCACGUAGGGAGCAACUGCAAGUUCCCACAGGGACCACGGGCUGGAGUUCCCCGCCUCUGCCCUGCCUGCCUCUGCCCCUCUGCUGCCUGCAGCAGAGCCCAGCACCAGCUGCCUGCAAGCUGCAGGAGCUGCUGUGAGCAUCCGGGUGCCAAGGGGCAGCGCUGGCUUUGGGGGGGCACCUGCAGGGCAGGCGGCUCACCCGCUGUAGAAGGCAGCUGGGCACUGCCAUGCUGCCCUAAGGCAGUGCCAGGACAGGGGUGCUAGUUUGCCUGAGCUGGGAAGACACCUGGGCUGGUCCCCGCUCCCCGGGGCAGCCCAGCACGCAGGAGGGGAAAGCUGUGCGGGGCAGGGUCAGCCACUGGCACGGCAUGUCCCCCUGCAGAGCUCUUGCAUCCCUAUCCCACAGGAUCUGGCCCCUUCCUUUGCCCCCAGCUUUGGGCUGUGCCCAGCCACCCUGUGGGGACCAGGAGCGGUGCCAGCAGCGGUGGGGUUCCAAGCAGAGGCUGCUGCCUCGGGGCUUUAAACCUGCAGGGAUGGGGGGCCGCAGGGAUGGCAGGGCAGGGGAGUGGAGGGAGGCUCUGCCUGCAUUCCUGCCUGCCCUGCCCUGCCUGGCCCUCCUGCCAGGCUCCCAGUAGCACGAUGCAUCCCCCACCGGCUCAGCUCAGCCUGGCUCUGCCUGGGGACGAUGGCGCCGCAUUGCUCUCCCUUGCUGCGUUGGUUGCUUUCUUUUGCAGCUGCUAAUGACUGACCUGAGGUCUGUUCACACACAGUCCCCUGCGUGGCCUCCGCGGCGGAGCAGCCAGACAGGACAGGGGGACAUUGUACGGGACUCGCGUAGCUGGUGACCACAGUGCCACCAGCCCCAGGGGCACAGCCCCAGCUCCUGCCCAUCCAGACCGGCUGUGCCCAGAGGGGAGCCAGGGCUCAGGGAGCUGCCAUCGCCGCCCAUGCACGGAUGCCAGAGCCAGGCCAGCCCCAGCAGAGCAACCCAGUGCCAGCUGCCAUGGGCCGGAGCCACAAGCCCAGCCACCCCUGGGGGACACGGCCGAAGAGACAGCGGUGGUGACAUCUGAGGACACGGGUCUGCGUGUGCAUGCGGUUUUCCUGCAAGGUGCUGGGGUCCCCUUCCCUCCGGCCACUCCAUCCCAGCCAGACCCAGCUCAUGGGUCUCCCCAUGUGCCCUCCCCAGCAAUG